AUGGGUGCAGCUUCUUCUAACAACACGACGGUACCACGACGAUCCGCAUUCCACGAUGCACUGGCCAGCGUGGAAGGUGCCGGACAUUCCGUGACUUACGAAGACAAACACACACAACCAGCCUAUUUGGCGCCCCCGGUCGAAGAGGCAUUUGUUCGCCAUCCGACAAGAUGGCCAUGUCUAGGGUUGUGUGUUGAGCAAACGACGCCUCAGAUUGUUGUACCAUAUCCGCCAACGGGGUCACCAGAGCGUCUGAAUUGGGGACUGGGUGUUCUGGUUUUGGGUAGAGAUUUGGCCGAUUCAGAUGUUGCCCACGACACGUCUAAGGAUGCCCUAUUUCCAUAA
Molecule: messenger RNA, 345 nt
Organism: Protopolystoma xenopodis
Lineage: Eukaryota; Metazoa; Platyhelminthes; Monogenea; Polystomatidea; Polystomatidae
Source: the annotation of a GenBank genome assembly